CGGAGGAAGAUGAGUCUGUGUCUUCUUCCCCAUCAGUCUCCGAGAAAAAAGAAAGUCUGCUGCAGCGGAUGUUAGCAUCCAUUGUCGAGGAAAGAACCAAAGUAUUCUCAGGAUCUGCGGAUAGUGGGUUUGAGUUGGUGACAGUCAAGCAGUUUUGGACGAGUCUCUUCUCUCAGUAUUUCCUCGAUGGCAGCUGUUCGCCUGAUGACAGCAGAGAUGACAUGCUGUUUUACGUCAGGAAAACAGUGGAACCAAAAUCAAAACAGAAAUUCUUACAGACCGAGAUUGAGGUAUAUCGCAGAGAUUCAAAGAAACUUCCGCCACUGGAAGACGCGUCCAUUGAUUGGGAGGAGACGGUUUAUCUGAAUAUUAUCUUACACCAGUUUAUUUAUACAGUAACUUGUGCUGUUUGUUCAAGAACCGGGGAGAAAGAGCUACAAAUACUUAAGAAAUUUAGCCAGCGUGUGUACCCGUCACCCAGUAAGAGAUGUAUGGAUGGCAAGGGGUCAGGAGAAGUUAUCACAUAUCCAAAUAUAUUUUUUGCAGUCGAUAAUUUUGAAGAGGCCUUCCAGGAUAUAAUUGUGCGUGACAGCGAGAGUAUCGCGGUGGAGUUGACGGCGGCUGACAAGGACGGGUCCGUGCAGGGUUUGAUCUUCCAGGGUUCGGUAAAAUACGAAUCUCUCAAACGGGUUUACGACACCAGGCUGAGUUUGACCUCGAAGAUGGUUCAGCGGAUGUCACUCGGCUGGUACAAGGGACAGAAGCGCGUCGAGUACAUGCGGAUGCGGGGGCCGCACGGCAAGGGGCAGGCCGAAAUGGCCGUCAGUCGGGUGAAGGGGUCAGGUCCGGAGACCCCCGAUCUGGAAAACUUUCCACUUGAUGACUUUGAUGAACAGCAACAGUAUGCACAAAGACGAAUGAGUGACCCGAGUUCGGGACUCAACUCGUGGGUUCGAAGCGGUUUCCGUCGUACGGCUAGCAUGAAGAAGUCGCGGUCAGAGACGGAAAAUGUUGACGUGCAUGAAGGGGAUGGUUGUCAUGAGGUGGAGGCAGGAACUAUACAGGAGGAGUUUGAGCCCAGUGUUGACCAGUACGGUGGGUUCUGGGGCAAGUCGUUUGGUCAGGCGUAUUACUGGUUCAAGGAGCAGCGACGGGCGGGCAGUGUGGCGCUCAACUCCUACCUGACCUACAUCACAUUGCCAUGGCACUGGAUCAUAGGAGAUGUUUUAGAUAACCAACAAGAGCCAGCAUUGACUCACUGACAGAACUUGAUGCUGGGACAUCACGGACAAAAAACUGGUGCUCAUUCCACAGAUAUAUUAUUAUUAUUAUCCACACCAUUCCAGGAACAGUCUAUGACACUCUGAUGAUAUCACCACUUCAACUGUUAAGACAAUACAAACCAAUGAUACCAUCACUUAAGUGAUUUAAAUCAAUGAUAUCAGUACUUCAGUGAUUUAAACCAGUGAUAUCAGUACUCAGUGAUUUAAACCAGUGAUAUCAGCACUCAGUGAUUUAAACCAGUGAUAUCAGCACUUAAGUGAUUUAAAUCAAUGAUAUCAGUACUUCAGUGAUUUAAACCAGUGAUAUCAGCACUUCAGUGAUUUAAACAAUGAUAUCAGCACUUCAUUGAUUUAAACCAGUGAUAUCAGCACUUCAGUGAUUUAAACCAGUGAUAUCAGCACUUCAGUGAUUUAAACCAGUGAUAUCAGCACUUAAGUUAUUUAAACCAGUGAUAUCAGCACUUCAGUGAUUUAAACAAUGAUAUCAGCACUUAAGUGAUUUAAACCAGUGAUAUCAGCACUUCAGUGAUUUAAACCAGUGAUAUCAGCACUUCAGUGAUUUAAACCAGUGAUAUCAGCACUUAAGUGAUUUAAACCAGUGAUAUCAGCACUUCAGUGAUUUAAACAAUGAUAUCAGCUCUUCAGUGAUUUAAACAAUGAUAUCUGCACUCUUUCAAAAUGUGCCAACUUUCAAAUUGAUCUAAUUCUGGAAGGGAAGAUUAAUGAUGGGGAAAAUGGGAAUCCCAGAAGAGUAUGUCGAGUGUUGACAUGAUCCCAGAAAGAAUGUCAGUGUUGAUAUUAUCCCAGAAAGAAUGUCAGUGUUGAUAUGAUCCCAGAAAGAAUGUCAGUGUUGAUAUGAUCUCAGAAAGAAUGUUUCAGGUGUUGAUAUGAUCCCAGAAAGAAUGUUUCAGGUAUUGAUAUGAUCCCAGAAAGAAUGUUUCAGGUGCUGAUAUGAUCCCAGGAAGAAUGUGUCAGGUGUUGAUAUGAUCCCAGAAAGAGUGUGUCAGGUGCUGAUAUGAUCCCAGAAAGAAUGUGUCACGUGCUGAUAUGAUCCCAGAAAGAAUGUGUCAGGUGCUAAUAUGAUCCCAGAAAGAAUGUGUCAGGUGCUGAUAUGAUCCCAGAAAGAAUGUGUCAGGUGCUGAUAUGAUCCCAGAAAGAAUGUGUCAGGUGUUGAUAUGAUCCCAGAAAGAAUGUCAGUGUUGAUAUGAUCCCAGAAAGAAUGUUUCAGGAGUUGAUAUGAUCCCAGAAAGAAUGUGUCAGGUGUUGAUAUGAUCCCAGAAAGAAUGUUUCAGGUGCUGAUGGAUCCCGGAAACAAUGUGUCAGGUGCUGAUAUCCCAGAAACAAUGUGUCAGGUGUUGAUAUGAUCCCAGAAACAAUGUGUCAGGUGUUGAUAUGAUCCCAGAAACAAUGUGUCAGGUGUUGAUAUGAUCCCAGAAACAAUGUUAGGUGUUGAUAUGAUUUAGAAAGAAUGUGUCAGGUGUUGAUAUGAUCCCAGAAAGAAUGUGUCAGAUGUUUAUGUGGACCCAAGAAAAGGUGUUUAUGGAGAUCCCAGAAAAAGAGAGUGAGCUGUUGAUGGGGGUCCCGGAAAGAGUGUGUCAGGUGUUGUGGGGAUCCCGGAAAGAGAGUGUCAGGUGUUGAUGAAUAUCCUGGAAAGUGUGUGUCAGGUGUUGAUGUGGGAUCCUGGAAAGUCGGAAUUUGGGUGUAGUUUAGUGGUAGAUCACUCUCCUGAGAGGGGAAGGAUCAUCAAAUGUUUUUUUUUCCAUUCUAACCAGUGCUGUAUGACUUAUGUUAAAUGGUUGUGCAUAUAAAAGAACCCUUUCUUCUAAUUGAUAAAAGUGAGAGUAGUGGGUUUCUUCUCUCCAGACUAAGUGUCAAAAUUGAUAUAUGUGAAUAUACUUAAUAGCUGUUAUUUGAAUAUGAUGACUUACAACUGAAUUUACAUUCCUUUCCUUUACCACAAAGCCGUACGAUUGCUGUUGAGUGUUUGUGGUUGAUUAUAACAUACUGGUAGGUCAAGUGCUAUGUUUGCUUUAAACAAGUGGACCAAAUAUCCUAGUCACCCCAGCAUUGAUCUUAUGAAGGAGUACAGAAAUAAUAGCUUUCUAGUAUUUUAUAGAGGUUGUUAAAAUGUAUAUAGGUUCAGUGACUAUAUCUGGAAUAGUCCUCUGUACAAACCAUUAGUUAAAGCUUGUGUCAGGGAUGUGUUUACUAAUACUGACUCUUAUAUCUGGAAUAGUCCUCUGUACAAGCCAUUACUUAAAGCUUGUGUCAGGAAUGUGUUUACAAUUACAGAUUAUAUCUGGAAUAGUCCUCUGUACAAACCAUUACUUAAAGCUUGUGUCAGGAAUGUGUUUACUAAUAUUGACUCUUAUAUCUGGAAUAGUCCUCUGUACAAACCAUUACUUAAAGCUUGUGUCAGGGAUGUGUUUACUAAUACUGACUCUUUUAUCUGGAAUAUUCCUCUGUACAAACCAUUACCUAAAGCUUGUGUCAGGGAUGUGUACUGUUACUGACUCGUUUCUGGAAUAGUCCUCUGUACAAACCAUUACUUAAAGCUUGUGUCAGGGAUGUGUUUACUAAUACAGAUUGUAUUUUUAAAUUUAUGCUUCUGUCUUUCAUUGGUCAUCAGUAAAGACGAAUGUUAUGUCAAACCAGUUUUUGUAAUGGUUUUUUUUUUUUUUUUUUUUUUUUUUUUUUUUU
This is a messenger RNA of Gigantopelta aegis, 3983 nucleotides long. RefSeq lists its product as uncharacterized. The transcript is spliced from 10 exons. NCBI's taxonomy places the organism in Eukaryota, Metazoa, Mollusca, Gastropoda, Neomphalida, Peltospiridae. The record is from RefSeq and is a predicted model, not a curated record. The coding region runs from base 69 to 1262 and encodes 397 amino acids.